GAGCGGAUCCGGGGGCAGAGAGUCGUCGGCCGCCGCGCUCCAGCCUCCGCCCGCACCGAGCAGCGGGACCCGGGCCGCACUGGGGAGGGGCCGCUCCGGGCCGCAGCGCGAGGGCAUCGAGGGGCGACGGGGACCCGGCACCGGGCGGGGCCGGCGGCAGCGACCAUGAUCGCUUUGUUCAACAAGCUGCUGGACUGGUUCAAGGCCCUGUUCUGGAAGGAGGAGAUGGAGCUCACGCUGGUGGGGCUGCAGUACUCCGGCAAGACCACCUUCGUCAACGUGAUCGCGUCAGGACAGUUCAAUGAGGACAUGAUCCCCACCGUGGGUUUCAACAUGCGUAAAAUCACCAAAGGGAAUGUGACCAUCAAGCUCUGGGACAUUGGGGGACAACCCCGUUUCCGCAGCAUGUGGGAGCGCUACUGCCGAGGAGUGAGUGCCAUAGUGUACAUGGUGGAUGCUGCUGACCAGGAGAAGAUCGAGGCCUCCAAGAAUGAGCUCCACAAUCUACUGGACAAACCUCAGCUACAGGGCAUCCCGGUUUUAGUCCUGGGUAACAAGCGAGACCUCCCAGGAGCAUUGGAUGAGAAGGAGUUGAUUGAGAAAAUGAAUCUGUCUGCCAUCCAGGACCGAGAGAUCUGCUGCUACUCCAUCUCCUGCAAAGAAAAGGAUAACAUUGACAUUACCCUACAGUGGCUUAUUCAACACUCAAAGUCACGGAGAAGCUGAGACUGCAGCCCUCCCCCCUCGGAUAGGGACUGUCGUCAUCCAAACCUGAAGCCGUGCUCCCCGCCCACCCCAUCGCCCCCUAAGCCUGCCCUCCCUUACUCAGUGUGGGGAGGGGCCCUCUGGGGACCCCAGAGUCCUGUUCUGCUGAGGUUUGAACUCCUAUUUUUACUGUAAAAUAAAUUGCCCCCCAUUUGAGUCCCCUAACCUCUCACCCUUCCCCUCUCCCUUUGUCCCUUUGCCAACCCUGCGUCCCUCCCUCUCAACUGCCCUGACCCCACAGCCUCUGCCCUCCUCUCUCCCCUGCUCCACUCCUAUUCUUCCCUACUCAACACUCUUCUGUUAUUGUCCUGUGUGUACAGUAUAUAUAUGUAUAUAUAUUUUAAUUUUUUAAUUUAAGCAAAGACUAAAAUCAACCAUUUGAUGCUGCAGGGGCUGGUCAGGAUCUGGGAGGGGGCAGUCUGGAGAGAAGGAGAGAGAUGUGGGUCGGCUUGGGGCAAGCUCAAAUGCGGAAAGGUAGAGCUGGCACCUGAGGCACAUACCAGCCUGGGCACUGGUGGCCAUUCACACGUCUAGCUGGUUUCCACCUCAACCUAGCCUGUCCCUGCAGGACUUGAAUGUUACAGACUGGCAGGAGCCUCCAGAGGCACUUCCUCUCUGCCCUCAGCCUUGGUUGGGCCACCAGGCACACCCGGGUGGUGAGACCACCAGGCCUAAGAGUCAGGAAGCCAGUGUCCCUGCCAGCCCAGCAGCCCCCCUCCUGCCUGUCUUUGGCUCCAGCUCCUGCCCGGACCCAGGGCCCCACCUCCGUGGCCCACCACGUUUUGUUCUCAUUUUGCAGUUGCACAAGGAGAGAACUCAGCUUGGGGGGUUGGUUCUUUGGGUUUUGUUUUUUGUUUGUUUAAUUUAAUGAUUUGUAAAGUGAUGUUCCUCUUCCUUUUUUUACACUUUUCAGCUCAUAUUUAACCUCUGUUUGGAAAAUGAUUCUUGUAACUGUACAUUUUUUUGCCUCCUGAUAAUAACAACAAAAAUAAAUUACCAAUUUUGUGUUGGG
This is a messenger RNA of Orycteropus afer afer, 1777 nucleotides long. RefSeq names its product ADP ribosylation factor like GTPase 8A (gene ARL8A). Gene Ontology annotation, cellular component: lysosomal membrane. The record is from RefSeq and is a predicted model, not a curated record. Gene Ontology annotation, molecular function: GTPase activity; GTP binding. Lineage: Eukaryota; Metazoa; Chordata; Mammalia; Tubulidentata; Orycteropodidae. Gene Ontology annotation, biological process: protein transport; anterograde axonal transport.